This is a messenger RNA of Malassezia pachydermatis, 1473 nucleotides long. Its product is annotated as flavin-containing monooxygenase. Gene Ontology annotation, molecular function: N,N-dimethylaniline monooxygenase activity; flavin adenine dinucleotide binding; NADP binding. NCBI's taxonomy places the organism in Eukaryota, Fungi, Basidiomycota, Malasseziomycetes, Malasseziales, Malasseziaceae. The transcript has 4 exons. The record is from RefSeq and is a predicted model, not a curated record. Bases 1 to 1473 code for a protein of 490 amino acids.
AUGCUGCGAGUGGCUGUGAUCGGGGCGGGCAGCGCUGGCCUCGCGGCAGCGCAGCAGCUCCGUGCCGUGGCGGGGGCCCAUGCGGUGCAGGUCGUCGUCUACGAGACGCGCGAUCGUGUAGGCGGGCUGUGGCAGUACACGCCCGAGCCUGGGCCCUGCUCGAUUCAUGUCCCCACCUCGCCUGAGCCUGGCGACGCUGGGUACGCCACCUGGGACGCGUGGCCCGACGAUCUAUGCCCCAGUGCCAUGUACGAAGAUCUGCGCACGAACAUUCCUUCCACGCUCAUGGCGUUCCGGGAUCAUCCCUUCCCCCCCACGACGGCCAUGUUUCCUGUGCGAGCCGAGGUCCUUUCGUACUUGGAGUCGUUUGCACGCCACUAUGACCUUUUGUCGUGCAUCCGCUUUCAAACACGCGUCGUACGUGCCUCCAAAUACGACGGUGCAUGGCAGGUGACAAGUCGGUCGACCGUCGCGCCCCAGGCGGAACGCACAGAUACCUACGACUGCCUUAUUGCCGCGCAAGGCCGAUGCAGUGCGCCGUACAUCCCACCGAUCCCCGGUCUUGCCCACUUUCGCGGCCGCCAACUUCACAGCGCGUGGUACCGAUACCCUGAUGCUUUGCAUACACGACGCGUAUUGAUUGUCGGCAACAACUCGUCCGGCGCCGAUAUCGCGCGUGAGCUGUGCGGUGGCAGUGUGCGUACAUGGCCACACCAGGCGGACUGGCAUCCAUCGUCUGUCACUGUUUUCCAAUCGUAUCACAACGUAGCCGAGCCGCCCCCCAUGGACUACGAUCCACGCGACCCGGCCAGUCCGGCCUGGUGCCGACGUAUCCACGUGGUGAGCUCCAUCGAGCGCAUCGAUGACAGCGGCGCCAUCCUUUUACGCGAUGGGCAGCGUCUGGAAGGCAUAGAUUUGAUCGUGUGGGCCACCGGCUUCCUCUAUCAACUGCCGUUCUUCGAUCCCACAGAGGCACCCUUUGCCGAGGCACCGCUCCUCCACCGUGAUGCCCAUACGCGCACGGCGCCUACCGCGCGCGCUGCAAGUGUGUUACACCAUCUAGAUGAUUGGAUGCUAUUGUACAAAGCCGAUCCGACUCUCUGUUUUCUCGGUCUACCGAAUCGCAUUGUCCCCUUCCCGUUCACACAGUUGCAAGCACGCGCGGUAGCGCAUAUCUGGCUUGGCUUGAUGCCGCCCCUGCCGCGUGUGCAUGCCAUGCGGCCUGUCGACGAUCCACAGCGGUGGAAGCCUUGGCCGGCGUCGCGCGCCGAGGAGGCCGAGGCGUUGCCAGGCCCGGACGUCCAUGGACACUUUACGUUGGGCGCUGAGGCGGAGCAUGCCUACACCGAUGCGCUCCUCGCCUUGUUGCCAGUGUCAGCGCGAAAUGACAAGGUCUGGACACCCUAUUCGGCCGCGCGACGCGCUUUGCGCAAGGCAGGGAAGCAACAUCGGCGUGACCAGCUCGGGUAUUAA